AUGGCUCGCUCGGCGACACGGACCGAUUGGGACCACGAAUAUAAUGUCCUAAGAAGAGAGAAUCUCUUCAGAAACCCUCCCAAGGAUCACACCGCAUACCCUGCCCUCCAAUUGGCGGUUAACCCUCACAUCGAGUCCUUCAAUGGCUUGUUUCGAGAUGAUGGCAAGCCCGGCUUGCUCGACCACGCCAUGGCCGAUAUUGGCACCAAGACAUAUUUCGACGGCGACGAGAGAAAGGGCCCCGAGGGCAAAAAUAAGCUCAACAUUCGCGUCCGCAAUGUUAUGCUGCACCGAGCUCAAGUUCCGCCCUCCAACAAGAUGGCCAAGAACCGCGAAAUCUUUCCUGCCGAAUGCAGAGAGCGACAUGUCACAUACCGAGGCCGUCUCUCGGCCACUUUUGAGUAUAGUAUCAAUGGUGGUGACUCUCACGAGUUUGUUCGUGAUCUGGGCCAGAUUCCCAUCAUGCUCAAGUCGAAUCGAUGCCACCUCGAAAAUAACUCGCCUGCUCUACUAGUCCAGCGCAAGGAAGAGGCCGAAGAGCUUGGAGGAUACUUUGUUGUGAACGGCAUCGAAAAGAUCAUCCGUAUGCUUCAGCUCAAUAAGCGAAACUUUCCCAUGGCCAUCAAUCGACCCAGUUUCCAAAAUCGUGGACCCGGUUACUCCCCGUACGGUAUCAUCCUGCGCUCCGUCCGUCCCGACGAAACUUCACAAACCAACGUUCUGCACUACCUUAACGACGGCAAUGUAACGUUUCGUUUCUCAUGGCGAAAGAACGAAUACCUCGUGCCCGUCAUCAUGAUUAUGAAGGCUCUCGUCGAGACCAACGAUCGCGAAAUUUUCGAAGGCUUGAUUGGUCCCAUGGGUAGCAAGGCGACUGAGAACACGUUCUUGACUGAUCGUGUCGAGCUACUUUUGCGCACCUACAAGUCUUACGGUCUAUACAGCAAGUCGGAGACUCGAGCAUAUCUUGGCCAAAAGUUCCGAGUUGUCCUCGGUGUCCCAGAGACCAUGUCGGAUUACGAUGUUGGUACUGAGUUCCUCCGCAGAAUUACCCUGGUGCACCUUGGCAACGUCAACGUCACUGAAAAGCAGGAUGAUGAAAAGUUCAAAAUGCUCCUGUUCAUGAUUCGCAAGCUCUACGCCCUCGUCGCUGGCGAGUGCGCCGUCGACAACCCCGAUGCGAUCCAGAACCAAGAAAUUCUCCUUGGCGGUUUUUUAUACGGCCAGAUUCUCAAGGAGAGACUAGAUGAGUUCCUCGGGGUUGGUGUUCGUCUGUCGCUACGAGAAUAUUUCCGCCGACACCCUGGUGUCACGUUUCACUCUGAAGAAUUCCGCAAAGAGUUCCCCACGGCCAUCUUCCGCAAGGCCAACGAAAACCUGGGCAAUUCGCUCGAGUACUUCCUUUCCACCGGUAACCUAGUGAGUCCGUCUGGUCUGGACCUUCAACAGGUUGCUGGUUUCACCGUCGUAGCUGAAAAGCUCAACUUCCUCCGUUUCAUUGCCCACUUCCGCAUGGUGCAUCGUGGUGCCUUUUUUGCGCAGCUCAAGACCACAGCGGUCCGAAAGCUUCUUCCCGAGUCGUGGGGUUUCAUGUGCCCCGUCCACACCCCUGAUGGUUCCCCUUGUGGACUUCUCAACCAUUUGGCGCACAAGUGCAAGAUUAUGACUGAUUACAUUGAUGUUUCCAAAGUGCCUGCUCUCGUCGCCGAGCUUGGUGCUGUUGACACUUCUACUGCUUCCACUGCUGAGAGCGUCGUCAUUAUGCUUGACGGCAAGAUCCUCGGCUGGUGCAAGCCCAAGGAGUCGCUGCGUAUUGCAGACUGCCUGCGCUACUGGAAGGUCGAAGGCAGCCGCGGUGUCCCUCUGCACCUCGAAAUCGGUUACGUUCCCCCAUCCACCGGUGGUUCGUACCCUGGUAUCUACAUGACAUCGACACCCUCUCGCAUGAUUCGCCCGGUCAAGUAUCUUCCUCUACAAAAGGAGGACAUGGUCGGUCCGUACGAGCAGCCGUACAUGUCUAUUGCUGUUGUGCCUGAGGAGGUUGAAUCUGGCCUGUCGACCCACGUUGAGUUUGAUCCCACAAACAUUCUCUCCAUCUUGGCAAACAUGACUCCAUUCUCCGACUUCAACCAGUCGCCGCGUAACAUGUAUCAGUGUCAGAUGGGUAAGCAAACCAUGGGUACCCCUGGUACAGCCUUGGUACAUCGUACAGACAACAAGUCGUACCGCCUGCAGACUGGCCAGACGCCUAUUGUUCGUGCUCCUUUGCAUAAUGCAUAUGGCUUUGACAACUUCCCUAAUGGAACCAACGUUGUCGUCGCUGUUAUUUCGUAUACUGGUUACGACAUGGACGACGCCAUGAUUAUCAACAAAUCCGCUCACGAGAGAGGAUUUGGACACGGUACCGUCUACAAGACAAAAAAGGUGUCGCUCAAGGACGACUCGAGAACAAAGGCGAGCAAGAGUGUUACCAAGGCAUUUGGCUUCGCCCCUCACAGCUACGUCAGCGCGUCGUACCAGGGUAUGCUGGACGAUGAUGGUUUGCCACACGUCGGACGUCUUGUUCAGGAGGGCGAUGUCAUCUGCGCUUGGCACACAGUGACGCCUGACUACCGCGGCGACCUCGUUAACCUUGACGGCAUUACGCAUUACGAGAAAUACAAGGAUGGUGAGACUGGCUUUAUCGAGGAAGUCCGGUUAAUUGGUGCCGAAACCGGCUCUGAGCCUCUUCAAACCAUCUCCAUCAAGUUCCGCAUUCCCCGAGCGCCCAUCAUCGGCGACAAAUUUUCUUCUCGUCACGGUCAAAAGGGUGUUUGCUCGCAAAAGUGGCCGGCCAUUGAUUUGCCUUUCACCGAAUCCGGCAUGCAGCCUGAUGUUAUUAUUAAUCCCCACGCUUUCCCAUCUCGAAUGACCAUCGGCAUGUUUGUCGAGUCGUUGGCUGGCAAAGCUGGUGCCCUGCACGGCCUCGCGCAAGACUCGACGCCAUUCAAGUUCAACGAGGAGCAUACGGCAGGCGACUACUUUGGCCAUCAGCUGAUGAAGGCAGGCUACAGCUAUCACGGCAAUGAGCCAAUGUACUCGGGCAUCACGGGCGAGGAGCUUGGCGCGGAUAUUUACAUUGGUGUCGUUUACUACCAGCGUUUGCGUCACAUGGUCAACGACAAGUUCCAAGUGCGUACGACCGGUCCCAUUGUGCCAACAACUGGGCAGCCGAUCAAGGGUCGUAAGCGUGGUGGCGGUAUCCGUGUUGGUGAAAUGGAGCGUGAUGCGCUGCUGGCGCACGGUACAGCAUUUUUGCUGCAAGAUCGUCUACUCAACUGCUCCGAUUACACGAAGUCAUGGAUCUGCCGUCGGUGCGGCUCGUUCUUGUCGGUACAGCCGACAGUGUCACAAUUCGCGCCGUCGAGGAAGAAGGCCCCGAGUGUGGUGCGCUGCCGCCACUGCGCCAUCAGGCUAAACGACGAGGACGGUAUUGACCUGACGGAGAUUCAGGGCGAGAUCUGGGAAGACGGCCAGGGCCACUCGUGGGUCGGCGGCGACCAAACUACGCAGGUUGUUGUGCCGGGUGCCCUCAAGUAUCUCGACGUCGAGCUGGCCGCGAUGGGUGUCAAGCUCAAGUACAGAAUCAACCAGGACGACGAGCCACGCAAAGGAGCACUUAAACCGCUACCCCUGACGGCGAUCAAGGCGUAA
Akanthomyces muscarius is the source of this 3693-nucleotide messenger RNA. RefSeq lists its product as uncharacterized. Gene Ontology annotation, molecular function: DNA binding; DNA-directed RNA polymerase activity; ribonucleoside binding. Gene Ontology annotation, cellular component: nucleus; RNA polymerase I complex. Gene Ontology annotation, biological process: DNA-templated transcription. The record is from RefSeq and is a predicted model, not a curated record. Lineage: Eukaryota; Fungi; Ascomycota; Sordariomycetes; Hypocreales; Cordycipitaceae. The coding region runs from base 1 to 3693 and encodes 1230 amino acids. The transcript is spliced from 2 exons.